UCUGCACUGCCGGACCCUGCUGUUUAUCUUUAUUUUUAUCUCUGUCCGUGCUGGGACAGAGCUGGAGACAGAGGCGCUUCCCGCUCUCUCGGGCAGCAGCUGCGUGAGCUCUGGAUGCCAGGAGGAGCAGAGUUAACAGUAAGUGCAGCUCUGAGAUGAAACCUCCAUGUGGGCAAGGCUUAAGGCUGGCACACCUUCUCCUGAGUCUGGCUUCCCUCUGCCUUCCCAGCCCUCUCUGGAAGGACCGGGACUCCCUGAUGCAGGAGGAGAAAUCCCAUCAGACAGGAGGCAACUUGGUGCUGAGCAGGCAGGAGCAGCAGCUCAGCACAAAGCUGGUAAACCUCAAGAAGAAGGAAGUGGAAAGAGCCAUAACUACAGGACAGUUUCCUCCAAGCAUGCAUUUCUUCCGGGCAAAAAGCCUCAUUGAUCAGAGCGCGGUGUUCAGCAUCUUAAAGCGCAUGCCAAAAGGUGCUGUGCUCCACCUGCAUGACUUUGCCAUGCUGAGUGUAGGCUGGCUAGUAUACAAUGCCUCCUACUUGCCCGACUGCUACAUCUGCUUCACCCACACGGGCUCCGUCCGCUUCCGCUUCUCCCGCCCGCGCCCUUCCCACCUGCCAGCCCAGUGCUCUCAGUGGGAGCUGCUGGAGACCUACCGGGGACGGCUGAGCGACGUGGCCGAGUUUGACAGAGGCUUGCUGAGAAACCUGACCCUGGUGACAGAUGCCCCUGAGCUGGCCUACCCCUCUCAGACUUUCAUUUGGAAAAGAUUUGAAGAAAUCUUUCUCACUGCCUCUGGACUUAUCUGCUAUGCACCUGUGUUCAAGGCCUAUUUCUACCAGGGGCUGCUGGAGCUCUAUGAAGAUAACAUACAGUAUGUUGAGAUAAGAGCUAUCCUGCCUGCGGUGUAUGAACUGGAUGGCACCCAGCACAAUAAAUCAUGGUCUGUGGCAACCUACCGGGAAGUGACCAGGCAGUUCGUGAAGGAGCACCCAGACUUUGUUGGAGCCAAGAUUAUAUUUGCAGCACACAGGAUGCUGAAUGUUUCCCAGAUUAAAGAAGCCAUCCUCACUGCCAUGGCACUCAGAGCUCGCUUCCCAGACACCCUGGCAGGCUUUGACCUGGUUGGUGAUGAGGAUGAAGGUCAUUCUUUAUGGGACCUGAAGGAUGCUCUGACCAUCCCAUAUUCCAUGGGGGUCAACUUGCCAUACUUCUUCCAUGCUGGGGAGACUGACUGGCAGGGCACCUCUGUAGACAAUAAUGUGCUGGAUGCAUUGCUACUGAAUACCAGCAGGAUUGGCCAUGGACUUGCUCUCACUAAACACCCAGUAGCCAAAAGUUUGUCUCUGAAGAUGGAUAUUCCUGUGGAAGUCUGCCCCAUCUCCAACCAGGUCCUGCUGCUGGUAGCUGACCUGAGGAGUCACCCUGCAGCUGACCUCAUGGCUGAGGGGCACCCCAUUGUGAUCAGCCCCGAUGACCCUCCCAUUUUUGGGGCAAAAGGAGUCUCCUAUGACUUCUAUGAGGUAUUCAUAGCCAUUGGAGGGAUGAAUGCUGACCUGAGGACCCUAAAACAACUUGCACUCAACUCCAUAAAAUACAGUGCCAUGCUACCGGAUGAGAAAGCCAAGGCCAAAGAGAUCUGGCAAAAAAAAUGGGACCAAUUUGUGGCUGACCUCUCUGAUAGCUUUCUGAGGGAGCUGUAGAGACGACAAGGCUCAUCUCAGAAGACAUUUGGCAAGCUGGGGCAAGCCAGAGUGAUUGCUAAGAGGGAGGCUGCUUCUUCCAUGUGACCUGAGCAGAUGAAUAGAUGUCAAAGUCUCACCUGGCAGUGGGUGAUUCUGCUAAGCCAGGCUUAAUGGGCUUAAAGCUAAGAAAGAACUGCACUAUCUUGUGAAACUCAUGGACUGUAGGUAAAAGGGAGCAGUGAUCCUUUAGAGCAACCACAAGAAAGCACCCUGCUCAAAAGAGUCAAAACGAUUAAAAACUGCCAAUGACCAAAUCCUGACAUCCUUACUCAGGAAAAACUUGCUUUUCAAUUAGAGGCAGCAGAAGAUUGCCAGCAUGAGGAUCUCUGAAUUUUGCCUUAUCAUUAUAAAAUGCAGACCUUGUCCAGAAACAGCUAAGACAAACAUCCAACCAUUUGGGCCACUGACCUUCAACAGAGCAAGGACUGAAAAUGACUCUUGUUAUGUUUAACCCUGGGCCUGCUGCCAAAAUAGCACUGCUAGGUCGAAGAACCAGUCAUAGGUCUGAUGUCUGCUAUUUCAGGACCUACCAUGGCUGGAAACAAGCUGGUGGAACUUGCUCCCAGAACAUUUAAACCUGGUUGCCCAAUGAUCAUCAAGCCAGAAGAGAGGUGCCUCAGUUGCCAGCAGUUUUUUUACUACCAAGUCUUAUCCUGACCUCUGGUCAAAAGGAAGACAAAACACAUUUCAGACUGACCUCUCCUUGGCCUUGAUGCAGAUUUGGUCCUGGGAAGGAGUUUCCCACUGGAGGAGUAGCCAGAGCAGAGCCACUCUCCCUUCUCCUGCAUGGAUGUUGCACACAGAGCUCAGACUAAAGUCCCCAGAGUGGGCUUUGGUCAUGGCCAGGUUAUAAAUGCUGACUUGGGAAGUGCCUUACUUGUGAUGCUGCUGAGCAGAACCACUGCAAACUGCUGACCAGCGACCCAAAGCCCUCUCAGCAAACUGAUCUUUCAGCUUUGCUAUAUGUCGAUGGAUGGAUGAAGAUCUUUAUUUGCCAUGGGUUGAUUCUCUCUUAAAUAAGCCUCUUUGUUGCCAAGGUGAAGCUAAUCAUUACAGAGCCCUUGUGGAAGGACCUGAGCUCCUCAAAGCACAGGGCCCUUCCUUUUCUACCACAGCAGAAAGCUUUCAGCUCUUCCUGCACAGGUCCUGAAUCACUUUUUGGUUACCUGUGGUCCUCCUUUCUCCUCAUUACCUACAGUAGUUGCAGGGCUAGAUCUUCCAUUUGCCAAAUGCUUGCUGGAACCCGUUUACCUGUUGUGUCCAAUUUGUUCUUGGUGUCCUAGGAAAAGCCUGUUGUGCUCAUGGCCGUUUACCUACUUCAAAACUGGGUUUAAAUGUGAACCUGAACCACAAUUUAGGCUGGACCACAGCAGUUAUAAAAGAUCAAUCCAUUCAGCUCCAUUCAAGCUUUGGGUAAAUUUGGCUGCAGGGCUUCAUUGAGACUUGGCUUUUAGCAUCAAUAUUCCAAGGGUUUUGCUGCCAGUCUAUUCCCUUCUCUCCAGUACCUUGGCUCCCUGCUCACAUUUGUUGGCGAAUGCAUCACAUAUAAUGCUCU
Molecule: messenger RNA, 3297 nt
Organism: Catharus ustulatus (Swainson's thrush)
Lineage: Eukaryota; Metazoa; Chordata; Aves; Passeriformes; Turdidae
Product: adenosine deaminase 2-like
Exons: 11
Coding region: 156-1700 (514 amino acids)
Biological process (GO): adenosine catabolic process; inosine biosynthetic process
Molecular function (GO): adenosine deaminase activity
Source: RefSeq, a predicted model, not a curated record